ACUGACGAUUGCCAACCGCUUUUUCUUUUUGUGUGUAAGUGUCGUUCAUGGAAAACUGUUGCGUUUAAAAUAAUUUCCGACGUUUUUCACAGCUAGAAAUACUAUUCGUCAUUAAUUUAGCUAAUUGUACAUCACUGGUGAUAUUAAUAACUAGUGAAUUUUAGCGGGACUUUAUACCUGCUUGCAUCCAAUCUAACCUCAAAGUUUAUCGCCGUUUGAAGCAGAACAGAGAAGAAUUUUGUAAAGUUUAUAACAAUGGCGAAAGUACAGCUGUGCAACAUCACUGUGAUGGACAAUCCGAGCCCGUUUUCCAACCCCUUUCAAUUUGAGAUUACUUUUGAGUGUAUUGAAGAACUUAAAGAAGAUCUAGAGUGGAAAAUGAUUUAUGUAGGGUCAGCAGAGAGUGAGGAACAUGAUCAAGUACUGGAUUCUGUCUUUGUGGGCCCGAUUCCUGAAGGAAAACACAUGUUCAUGUUCCAAGCAGAACCGCCGAAUGUGGCACGAAUUCCUGAAAACGACGCCAUCGGCGUGACUGUUGUCCUCCUCACUUGCCUAUACAAAAACCAGGAGUUUAUUCGUGUCGGUUACUUUAUUAACAAUGAAUAUGCGGAUCCUGAAAUGCGCGAGAAUCCGCCAAGUCCACCGCAAUUCGAUCAAGUGACGCGAAACAUCCUGGCGUCUGAACCAAGAGUAACCAGAUUUAAAAUCAACUGGGAGGAUCCGACGCCGGCCGCCGAGACGCCAAUCAUCACCGGUUUCAAUGAGAAUAGCAAUAGUAUCUCAACAAUGGAAUGCGCGUAAGCGAAACACACAGCGUGCGUCAACUCAAUUAGUUUUAAUUCUAUUUUGUAAUUAUCGUUAACUUAAGUGCCAAUAGAACUAUUUUCUAUAAAUGACAUUCUGGAUCGA
Molecule: messenger RNA, 909 nt
Organism: Dalotia coriaria
Lineage: Eukaryota; Metazoa; Arthropoda; Insecta; Coleoptera; Staphylinidae
Gene: asf1
Product: histone chaperone asf1
Exons: 3
Coding region: 256-801 (181 amino acids)
Biological process (GO): DNA replication-dependent chromatin assembly
Cellular component (GO): nucleus; chromatin
Molecular function (GO): histone binding
Source: RefSeq, a predicted model, not a curated record